This is a messenger RNA of Salmo salar (Atlantic salmon), 2283 nucleotides long. RefSeq lists its product as uncharacterized. NCBI's taxonomy places the organism in Eukaryota, Metazoa, Chordata, Actinopteri, Salmoniformes, Salmonidae. The record is from RefSeq and is a predicted model, not a curated record. Gene Ontology annotation, biological process: regulation of transcription by RNA polymerase II. Gene Ontology annotation, cellular component: nucleus. Gene Ontology annotation, molecular function: DNA-binding transcription factor activity, RNA polymerase II-specific.
CCUGUACAGUAGGUGGCGGUGUUAAACUUUAAUUCCACAGUCCAGCAUAAUGACGAGGAAAAGGAAAGAAUCACCGGCUACAAACAAAGCUAGCGAUGUUUCGUUUCUGACAGGAUUGCCUUUAUUUUAAUAGCAAACGAGAUAACUGUAGAUUAUUAUAAUACUAUAGAAAACACAAAGACUGUUUUCAUAUUGAAAAAGGGGCCAAAAGCGUCGGGGGACAAUGUCGGGUUCCGUGGUCGAGUUCCAGGCGCAGAUAGCCUCAAUCAUGGAGGUGCUAGCCAACGCUGCUGUAACCGAAAUCUGCAAAGUUGUUGACGAUGGCUAUGCGAUUGUACACCUGAAGAUGACCCAAAGCCACAAGGAGAACGAAUUUCUCCGGAGGAAAAUGAAAUUGAUGGAACUUCAGAUCGCGAAGUUUAGAUCUGAGAGAACAAAGUUUUCAGAUGGGUCCGUCCACAACCGCUUCCAUGGAAUACGCCUGCUAAACAGACACAACAAUCGAGAGACGGCAACGACAGGACCUACUUGGCAAAGCAGAAACAGACUUUCCAACAGGAGUUUUGGGAACAGCAGCAUACCAAGAGACAGACAGCCCAUAGACGUGGACCAAGAGGAUGUCUCUCCAUCAAAGCAUAUGGAUGCUACAAGUGAUGAGCAGUCAGCAGAGACAGAGGAAGGGGAACCAGACCUGCUCAUCAUCAAGGAUGAGGGGGUAGCAGAUGACCAGGACUCUAGGUCCAGCCACCCAGUUAGAACAGUGGAGGGCAGCAGAGAGCUAACCACCCAACUGACUGCAGCCACCACAGAGGAUCCCACCUUCCAGCCCAGAGGUCCCAGAGGCAACAACAACUACAUCAACACCGCUAUGGAGCAAUCAGCAGAGACAGAGGAAGGGGAACCAGACCUGCUCAUCAUCAAGGUGGAGGGAGAAGCAGAUGACCAGGACUCUAGGUCCAGCCACCCAGCCAGAACAGUGGAGGGCAGCAGAGAGCUAACCACCCAACUGACUGCAGCCACCACAGAGGACCGCGCCUUCCAGUCCAGUGGCCCCAGAGGCAACAACAACUACAACACUGUUAUGGAGGUCAGUGGAUCUGACGUCGUCUUCCAAUCAGAAACAGGGAAUGUGAACCAGGGAUCACAGCAGUACACAGGAUCUGAACCCAGAGCAGAGAGGCAGAGUCUGGACACAAAGUGUGACAUGAACGGGGGCCUCAAUCUCCUAAGAGAUUCUUUAAACCAGGUGUGGAGAGAGGUAGUAGCAACUGAUGAUGGUGCCUCUGCUGCUCACACUAAAGUAAUGGACCUAGGGAGUGGCCCAGUGGGCCCAGAAACACAGACUAGCUCAGACAUAGAAAUGAGAAGUGUAGGGUUAGAAAACCACAGGUUUACCCCCAAGUCGUUCCAUUCCUCAUCAGAACAUGUGAUAGUGAUUGACUCUGUAUCCAGUGGGCAGCAGGUAGAUAGAGAUUUCGAGUGGGGUCAGGUGGGUACAGCUACUAAACCACAGGACAAUGGGACUGGAAAUAGGCAGGGAGUGGGAUUGUUUGAGAGGAACGCACCUACGAUGGCAAGCCUCCAUAGACACUCUGAAAUACCAGGAAGAGGAGUUCAACAACCAGCUCAUACCUCACUUCCUGUCGGCCAUUUUAGACAAAGCGCCACAACUUCGUCUCACUCGAGUAAUCUUGCCACACACGUUAGACCUGACACCAUAGAGCAAUUGUACAGUUGCCUGAGCUGCCAUAAGAAGUUUGUUCACGAGAGCGACUUGCAGCAGCAUGCGGUCAUCCACACCAGAAAACGGGCGUUCGCCUGCAACUUGUGUGAGAAGAGCUUUAUGUCCCGCACCGAUCUCAAAAUGCACCUGAAUGUCCACACUGGAGAGAAGCCAUUCAGAUGUGCACAUUGCGGGCGCAGGUUCUCCCACUCCAGCAAUUUGAAAAGACAUCAGAAGCUUCAUCAUUGAGAAAUUGGACCGAAGCAAGAAAUUCCUAUUGAAACAAGCUGUUAUAGCAAUAUCAUGAGUUCAAACUUGAUUUGUUCUGCAGUGCAUUCGGGAAGUAUUCAAUCUAUACACACUACCCCAUAAUGACAAAGCAAAAACAGGUUAAACAUUUUUGCAUAUGUGUGUGAUAUGUAAAUGUAAUAUUUCAGUAUUCAGACCCUUUGUACUUUGUUGAUGCAUCUUUGGCAGCGAUUACAUUCGAAGUAUUCUUGGGUAUGACACUACAAACUUGGGGAGUUUCUCCCAUUCUUCUCUGCAGAUCCUCGCAAGCU